AUGGCUUCAGCUGCAGAGCCCCAGCUUCUGCGCAGCAGCGACAUCAAGAGCGGCGGAGGAGGAGGCCUGAACGGCGGCGCGUACAGCAGGGAACCGCCAACAAUGCCGACACCACAGCCGCCGCCCUCGCCACCCGCGACCGAGACAGACAUCGAAACCGACUCGGAAGCCCCGAAUGCGCCGCCUGUGCAGCGCGGCCCCGAGGCCAACGACGGCCUGAGACUGCGGAUCGACGACAUGCGCGACGCAAAUACCGCACACGAGCGCACGAGCGACUCGCCAGUGACGUCGCCGGUGACAUCCCCGCCGUACUGGACGCACAACCCCCCGAGCCACGCGCGAACAGUCUCCAGCACGUCGGCCGACUCGAUACCGAGGGGCGGCAUCACGCUCAUGGACAACGAGACGAGCAGCAUUGACGAGCGGGGCAACGCGUGCUGGGCGCGGAGCGUCCAGGUCACGGACUACGUGAUCGUCAAUGGGAGUACGACGAAUAUCGGGGCUUUCGUGGUGUGGAACAUAAGGGUCGAAACGCUGACUGUGAGUACCGCCCUGAUGUCAUCUGCUGGAGGAACGUCGCGGGGAUCCAGGCUAAUGGGAGGUGUGUUCAAGGGGAGCUUCAUGAACAUUCGCAAGCGGUACUCGGAAUUCGACGACUUUCGGUGGCGGCUAAUGCGCACGUUUCCCGGCUUCGAGGCUGCCGUGCCGGGACUGCCGCCGAAGAGCCUGAUAUCGAAGUUUAGACCGCGGUUCCUGGAGAAGCGGAGGAGUGGCAUCCAAUACUUUCUCAACUGUAUACUUUUGAACCCUGAGUUCUCAGGCUCGCCUGUGCUGAAGGAGUUCCUAUUCUCAUGA
Messenger RNA from Anthostomella pinea, 855 nucleotides. The record is from the annotation of a GenBank genome assembly. Lineage: Eukaryota; Fungi; Ascomycota; Sordariomycetes; Xylariales; Xylariaceae.